AUGCUCCAGAUGUCGGUUCCAAAGUUCUCCGGCGCGUGUGUCGAUUGGCCAGGCUAUUAUGAUUCCUUCACGGGCCUAAUCCAUAACAACGCCAAUCUAAGUAGUGUGCAGAAGUUGCACUUUCUCAAGGAGCCGCUGCCGAGGGACCACGAUAAUGACUUCCGUCAAAUGCAGCUCCCGGAAGGGAACUAUUCGGUGGCUUGGGGAUUGAUGAUCAAGAAGCUACAGAAGGACAACACAGAGUUAAUACGGUCGAUGCUAAGCAUGGUCAAUGCUUGUCUGGCUGCAUUCCGCUGCGUUCAAGCUUUGGACGGGGAAUCGCAGCACUGGCUGGCAAUGAGCGGUGUGCAGCCGCAUCCUGUCCGGCCUGUGGACCCGACUCCUAGUGCACCUGCACACAGGGAGAUCCGACAAUGGUUCUAG
Molecule: messenger RNA, 423 nt
Organism: Drosophila eugracilis
Lineage: Eukaryota; Metazoa; Arthropoda; Insecta; Diptera; Drosophilidae
Exons: 2
Coding region: 1-423 (140 amino acids)
Source: RefSeq, a predicted model, not a curated record